AUGGCUACAAAAAACAAAUGUAAGGAAGACAACGAUGAGAAAAAUGGAUAUAAAAGUAAAGAAAUCAAAGCGAGCCCUGCACAUUCCACUGCGGCUCUGAUCGUGGAUGAGCCGGAGGAGACAGAUCCAUGGGACCUGCCAGAACUGAAGGACGCGGGUGUCCCGUGGUCAGCUCUGGAUACCAAAGGGAAGGUCCUCAGAGUGCUGAUAUCAGUGGGGAAGCUGAUUCUGCUUUUAGGUUUCCUCUAUAUGUUCGUCUGUUCUCUUGACAUCCUGAGCUCAGCUUUCCAGCUUGUGGGAGGUAAAACGGCAGGUGACAUCUUUCAGGACAACGAAAUUUUGUCCAACCCUCUGGCUGGUUUAGUCAUUGGUGUUCUGGUCACCCUGCUGGUCCAGAGCUCAUCCACUUCCUCCUCCAUAGUUGUCAGCAUGGUCUCCUCUGGUUUGUUAACAGUUCAGGUAGCCGUUCCUAUCAUCAUGGGCACCAACAUCGGCACCUCGGUCACAAACACUCUAGUCGCCAUGACGCAGGCUGGUGAACGCAACACUUUUCGGAGAGCUUUCGCAGGGGCCACGGUGCACGACUUCUUUAACUGGCUCUCAGUGUUGGUGCUGCUGCCUCUGGAGGUAGCCAGUGGUUACUUGUUUGUGGUCACCAAGCUCAUCACUGAUUCAUUCGAAAUCCAGAGUGGAGAGGCCCCAGAUCUGUUAAAUGUGAUCACUGACCCCCUCACUGAAUCAAUCAUAGAGCUGGAUGAAUCUGUGAUUAGUGGGAUUGCCACCGACGAUCCAGAAGCUAAAAACAAGAGCCUCAUAAAGAGAUGGUGCCAAACCUUCACCAACACAACCUUAAUGAAUGUCACAGUUCCUGGUCCAGAGAACUGUACCUCUCCUUCUCUGUGCUGGGUUGAUGGCAACUAUACCUUCACGCUAAAGAACGUUUCUCAGACAUACAAUAUAAAGAAAUGUACACACCUCUUUGUGGAUGUGAAUCUGUCCGAUAUGGCGGUGGGUCUGAUUCUGCUGGCUCUCUCUCUGUUCGUGCUCUGCUCCUGCCUGAUCCUCAUAGUCAAGCUGCUCAACUCUAUGCUGAAGGGACAGGUGGCUGUUGCCAUCAAAAAAGUCCUCAACACCAAUUUCCCAUUUCCAUUCGGUUGGGUCACGGGCUACAUCGCCAUUUUAGUUGGUGCUGGAAUGACCUUCAUCGUGCAGAGCAGCUCAGUGUUCACUUCUGCCAUUACGCCACUAGUUGGCAUUGGUGUCAUCAGUAUAGAGAGAGCGUACCCACUGUGUCUUGGUUCAAAUAUCGGCACAACCACCACAGCCAUUCUGGCAGCCAUGGCUAGUCCCGGAGAAACUCUGGCUGACGCUCUACAGAUUGCCCUCGUGCACUUCCUGUUCAACAUCUCUGGCAUCAUUCUGUGGUAUCCCAUUCCAUUUACCCGCGUCCCUAUCCGGUUGGCUAAAGGUCUGGGCAGCAUCACGGGCAAGUACCGCUGGUUUGCUGUAGUCUACAUCAUCUGCUGCUUCUUCGUUUUACCGCUUCUCAUUUUCGGCCUGUCGCUGGCUGGCUGGAAGGUACUGGUGGGCGUGGGUGCUCCUCUACUCAUCAUGUUGAUCAUAAUCAUUGUGAUCAACAUACUACAAAAGCGGAAACCUGGGUGGCUGCCUGAAGUUCUGCGAUCCUGGGACUUCCUCCCACUAUGGGCACACUCCCUGGCACCCUGCGACAAAGCAGUUGGGGUUUUAAUCGCAAAAUGUUGUUGCUGCUGCAAAUGCUGCCAAGCUGCAUCAGACGACCAAGAAGACAGAGCAGAACAAUUGGAAAAUAACAAGACAACACACACAGCAGUAUAUGACAAUCAUGCAAUGAGUGUAGAGAAUGAAGCAGAAGAUGGGAUGAAAAUAGAGUUAAAUAUCCUGAAAAUGACCACGCUUUGA
Messenger RNA from Neolamprologus brichardi, 1941 nucleotides. RefSeq names its product solute carrier family 34 member 2a (gene slc34a2a). The record is from RefSeq and is a predicted model, not a curated record. Gene Ontology annotation, molecular function: sodium:phosphate symporter activity. Gene Ontology annotation, cellular component: apical plasma membrane; brush border; vesicle. NCBI's taxonomy places the organism in Eukaryota, Metazoa, Chordata, Actinopteri, Cichliformes, Cichlidae. Gene Ontology annotation, biological process: intracellular phosphate ion homeostasis; sodium-dependent phosphate transport.